AUGGCUUCCCAAGCGAGCAAUCACCCACUUAAACAUGUCUCCCCACACAUAUUGUCGCUGCUUUCCAGACUACACAAUAAUUCCGCCGCACAGGAAGCCUACAUGACUUGGGAUGACUUCGAACCCGAAAGCGUCGAUCAGAAAAUGCGAGACAAGUUCGUUGCCAUCGAACAGGAUAAAGCCUUCUUUCUCUACCAAAUGGGCCUUGCAACUGGCGCUAAGACUAUAGUCGAGGCUGGCACAUCUUACGGGGUGAGCACCAUCUAUCUCGCCCUCGCCGUUGCAUCCAAUGUCGAAGUUACGGGUGGCCCAGGAAGAGUCAUCGCAACGGAGCAUGAGCCCGAGAAAGCCAAGAAGGCUCGAGAGCAUUGGAAUGCGUGCGGUAGCUCUGUCAGCGAAAUCAUCGAGCUGCGAGAGGGUGAUAUCAGAGAGACUUUGAAACACGACUUGGGAACGGUAGACAUGCUACUGUUGGAUAUUUGGGGCCCGAUGCUGCUUCCAGCCUUGAAAUUGGUCCAGCCGGCACUGAGACCGGGUGCUGUCAUCAUUACGGACAACACGAUUAGUGCUGCAGAACAUUGCAAAGAACUCCUUGACUACAUGCGUGCGCCUGGAAGUGAUUUUCGGAAUCUUACACUCCCGUUCAACAAUGGACUCGAGAUGAGCGUAUAUCAGCCGCAAGGGUAA
Molecule: messenger RNA, 687 nt
Organism: Aspergillus brunneoviolaceus CBS 621.78
Lineage: Eukaryota; Fungi; Ascomycota; Eurotiomycetes; Eurotiales; Aspergillaceae
Product: O-methyltransferase
Exons: 2
Coding region: 1-687 (228 amino acids)
Molecular function (GO): O-methyltransferase activity
Source: RefSeq, a predicted model, not a curated record